Verticillium dahliae VdLs.17 is the source of this 2112-nucleotide messenger RNA. RefSeq lists its product as uncharacterized. Gene Ontology annotation, biological process: positive regulation of transcription from RNA polymerase II promoter by galactose. The record is from RefSeq and is a predicted model, not a curated record. Gene Ontology annotation, cellular component: nucleus. The transcript is spliced from 7 exons. The coding region runs from base 1 to 2112 and encodes 703 amino acids. Lineage: Eukaryota; Fungi; Ascomycota; Sordariomycetes; Glomerellales; Plectosphaerellaceae. Gene Ontology annotation, molecular function: DNA-binding transcription factor activity, RNA polymerase II-specific; zinc ion binding; RNA polymerase II cis-regulatory region sequence-specific DNA binding.
AUGGAUGACCAGGUGCCCAAAGCGCGCGUCACCAGAGCAGCCGUUCACAAGGCUUGCCGACCAAGGGCCGCGCGAGCAUGCGAUGCUUGUCGAACCAAGAAGAAUAAAUGCGACGAGCUAUACCCAUGCACCUACUGCAAAAAUCGCAAGCUCGAGUGUAUUUACAAAGGCCAGGAUGCUGCCAGCAGGCGCUAUGCACCCGACUACGUACGACAGCUCGAGGAUCAUGUGAAGAACUUGUCCAAUCGCCUCGAGUCUCACUCUCAGGAGUCUCAGAAAAGGCGAGGGCCAGACCCCCCGGCCGCUGCUGCAGAGGCCACAAACCCCAGCGAUUCGACCUUGCCGCUGGCAGGUGACCAACAGCAGCAGCAGCAGCAUCCGACAUGGCCGGAAUCGCAGAUGGCGACUGAGAACGAAGCCAACGCCCACGACAACUACGCAGCGUCAGACUACGAUGUCAUCCCAACGCCGCGCAGCACAUCCACGAGACUGGCCGGCGAGCAUGAAGUUUCCGGCGUCAAUCGCCAUACGCGCAACGUCGAGUUCUACGGCACUUCGUCCUCUGUCGCCCUUCUAUCCCACAUUCAACGCAACGGCGGCCAGGACAGCUCGACCGCCGAUGACGCACACGCCCUUCUCGUCACGAGCCUUCACAAUCCGUCCUUUCAUUCUCCCGACGCGAGCUCAGCACGCGUCGAUGCAGGCACGCUGAGCCAGCCACUCCUCUACUCCCGUCACAGCCGAGGCUUCCUGGACAACUACUUCUCCGCCAUCCACUACAUUCACCCCAUACUCGACAGGCAACUCUUCCUCCAGAGGUGUGAGCGCUUGUGGACCGGCGCCGAGGGCACCCGCGUCACGAGCUUUGCCGCCCUCUGCUACAGCGUCCUUGCCCUCGGCGCCCUUGUCGGGGUCAGUCCUGACGACCCUCUCGAGGGUCUGACCAAUCUCCAGUGGAGCAGGAAGUUCUUCGACCAGGCCAAAACAUAUUGCAAUCAACUCGGCAUGGUCACUGAUCUCGAGAUGGUCCAGUGCUAUUUCUUUCUGGUAACAGCCGCGUCACACGUUUCGAGCUACGGAAGGACAUUUGCGCUGACUUUGGAUGCAGGCCAAGUCAGGACAGCGCUGGCCAUGGGCAUCAACCGAGGCCCCGGGCCCAAUGCAAGGACAGAUACGGCGAGAUUGAAAGCAGAAUCCCGGACCUGGUGUGAGUUGUCCUUCGCGAUGGGCAGGCCGGAUACAUUAGGAGCAGAUCUCUAUCACACCCGCCCGUAUCCUCUCAUACAGGGCUCACCAGACGCCGACACCAAUCAACCCGAGCUACUCGAGCCUCCCCAUUGCGCCAUCAUCAAAUCCAUGGUUGACUUUUCGCGACUGACGAGGACAGUCUGUCUUGGCAUCUAUCUGUCCGAUUCGCCUGUGCUAUCGACGACUGCGCUUGCUUUCCAGAUUGAGAAGGAUCUUGACCGAUGGAUUGAGAGUCUUCCAGAGCAGAUUCGACCGAACAUUUCCGCUGGCCCGCCAUCAACUCUCAAGGCGGCGCGAGAUCCUCAAUGGGCGAAGCGGCAAAAGCUAGUCCUAACCAUCCGGUACCAUAACAUGCGGAUUCUUUUGUUUGGAUCACUGCUGCUCAAGUCGUCCGGGACGGAGCGCGCAUCGAUCCCUGAUGCACAUGAGGCCACGGAGAAAUACCUCGAUUCGGCCUCCAAAACUAUUGAAAUUAUAUAUCGAACACACGAGCACAACGACUUCUUCCGCACCUGGUUCUACAAUACCACAUACACAGUAUUUGCCGCCUCCAUCAUACUCGUGCACGUUACACGUUCGUCAGAGACCGAUAACCAGUAUCUACUAGAGCGUGUCGGCAUGGCAAUCGAGAUCCUCGAGAACAUGGACGAGUGCGUCGUAGCCCUGGAGGCCGCCAAACUGCUGCGCCAGGCAAAGGAGAAGGCGCAAAGCUCUGUGCCAUUCACUUCCAGCCAGGCAGCCUACGACUUUGAGGGAACCAUGCUCCUCAACCAAUACUGGGGCCCCUUGGAUCUUCUAGGCGGCGACAUGGACCUGGAUUUUGCCUUUCAGUUCUCGGACCUCGAUGCGCCGAGCGCGUCUUGA